AUGAGGCAAGAAGCGCACAGGACUGAAUCGGAGCGCCCUUGGGGCUUCACUGCUAAUGGUCGCUCUGCGGCCGGCGGCUGGGGCUCCUGGCUGGGGCAUGCGGGGCUCGGUCGCAGUCGAGAGCUAUACGGCGCUCCUCAUCUUGUAGGGGUGGAGGGACAGGUGGCCGCGGCGAUGCCUCCCGCCAGACUGAGCCACGACGUAUGUCCUUGGGCCUCGCGCAUGCGUUCA
Molecule: messenger RNA, 231 nt
Organism: Brenthis ino (lesser marbled fritillary)
Lineage: Eukaryota; Metazoa; Arthropoda; Insecta; Lepidoptera; Nymphalidae
Source: the annotation of a GenBank genome assembly